UUGGGCAUAACUAGUAUAGGAUUCUUUAACAUGUUAUAAAAAUUAGUAACACCUAAAGUAGAAAAACUACAGUAUUAAUUAACAAAACAAGAAAAAUCGUAGGGUCUUAGUUGUUCAUCAUGUUGAUGCCAGUUUUCACAUUGAAUCUUAACCACAAGAUUCUCCCGCAUAGAUUGACUAUUGGAAAGUUUGAUGGCAUUCAUCCAUGUCUUACUGCGGCUACAGCUGCAGAUAAGAUAUUUGUCCACAACCCACAUACAAGAUCUCUUAAAUCAGGAGGACGUUGGUCAGCAGGAAGCCGUAAAUCUGAUGAUAUUAGCUUGCUUAAUAUCAAUCAGACAGUGUCUUCUGUUGCUUCUGGUAUUUUAAAGCCAGGAUCUAUAGAGGAAGUGCUGUUGGUAGGAACCCCUACGAAUUUACUAGCUUAUGAUGUUGAAAACAAUUCUGACUUGUUUUAUAGAGAGGUCGCUGAUGGGGCUAAUUGUAUAGUUGUUGGAAGGAUUGGUGGGGUAAACAAACCCUUGGCUAUAGUGGGAGGUAACUGUUCCCUUCAAGGUUUUGAUAAUGAAGGCAAUGAUUCAUUCUGGACUGUAACAGGGGAUAAUGUUAGCUCAAUGUCACUUUGUGAUUUCAACGAAGAUGGGCAAAAUGAACUGUUAGUUGGAUCUGAAGACUUUGAUAUACGAGCUUUCAAAGGUGAUGAAAUCAUAGCCGAGAUGACAGAAACAGAAGCUGUGAUUGGCUUAUGUCCUGUUUUGGGAAAUUACUUUGGUUAUGCCUUGGCCAAUGGGACUGUUGGAGUGUAUCAUCAGGGUGAGAGAGCUUGGAGAAUUAAGUCUAAAAACCAAGCUAUCAGCAUAUUUAACUAUGACUUGGAUGGAGAUGGAGUGCCUGAACUUAUUACUGGUUGGAGCAAUGGAAAGAUUGAUGCUAGAAAUGCGCAGACUGGGGAAGUUGUUUUCAAAGAUAAUUUUUCUCACUGUAUUGCUGGAAUCACUAGAGGUGAUUACCGAAUGACUGGAGAAGAAGAACUGAUUUUUUGUGCUGUUGAUGGAGAAGGUAAGCUGAAUCCUUUUUUGGUUUUCAAGGAUAAUUUUUCUCACUGUAUUGCUGGAAUCACUAGAGGUGAUUACCGAAUGACUGGAGAAGAAGAACUGAUUUUUUGUGCUGUUGAUGGAGAAGUUCGAGGAUACUUGCCAACUUCUGCUGAGUUGAGACACCAUAUUUUGGAUGCUAACUUUGAGCAGGAUACAAUCAGAGAACUAAGCCAGAAAAAACAGAACUUGUUGUUGGAAUUAAAAAACUAUGAAGAAAAUGCCCGUGUUGGGAGUGCUGGACUCAGAGGACCUGUAAAAGCAAGUCAAGAGAAUGACCAGUAUGGUGUUAUUCCAGCCAACACUCAACUUAAAACAGGAUUGGCUAUUAGUAUGGGAUCUGGAAAAACGCCAGCUCAUGUUGAAGUUGCUCUCCAAACUACCAAUAACACCAUUAUCAGAACAGUGUUGAUUUUUGCAGAGGGCAUAUUUGACGGAGAGUGUCACGUAAUCCACCCAAAGGAGAGUCAGCUGAACUCCAGCCUAAGAAUUCCUCUGUUUCCACCAAAGGAUGUUCCGAUAGAUCUUCAUAUUAAGGCCAUGGUUGGCUAUAAAGGAAGUAUGCACUACCAUAUUUUUGAACUUACCCGCCAACUCCCACGCUUUGCUAUGUAUGCUCUGUGUACAGAAAAUGAAACAAAGUUGGAAGAACCUCGGAGCACAGUCACUUUCGUUGUCAAUGAUAGAAUACCAAGGGUUGUCAUGUGGAUCAACCAGAACUUUCUCUUGCUCGAAGAUCUGGAGGUCAAAGGGAAACUUCAUGUCACCUUUCUUUCUCUUCGUACAUCCCAGCUGCUAGUUAUAAAUAUGGACACAGGUGGUCAGGUUACCAUCAAAACUGAAGAUAUGGAAGUAGCUGGUGAAGUCAUUCAGUCAAUGUCACAGUUUCUUAACCUCGAAGAUCUGGCUGUAACAGCCGAGUUUUCUCAAGAAAUGGAAAAUCUUAGCAACCUGUUAACAAAGGUAGAAGAACUCCAGUCAGUACGACAGCGUUUAUCAGCUGACAUGGCAGACAACUCUGGUGUCAUUCGAAGCUUGGUCAUCCGUGCGGAGGAUUCGCGGUUAAUGGGCGACUUCAAAUCUAUGAGAAAAUGGUAUCAAGAACUAUAUGCUUUUAAUCGUGAUCUUAUCAACGGGUAUAAAAUUCGAUCAAACAAUCAUGAAGAACUCCUGUCAUGUCUUAAGCAAGUGAACCAAACCAUACAGAAAGCUGGCAGGCUUCGAGUUGGGAGACCCAAGACUCAAGUGAUAAAUGCCUGUCGAGCUGCUAUUAAGAACAAUAAUACAAGUUCCCUAGUCAGAAUUAUACGCACUGGUGAGCCAUAACGAACAGCUCUUGAAUUCAGGACACGUUGUUCCUGAAAAUCUAGUCGUCUGUGAUCAUCUUUAAAUUGUAGAAUGUUUAACGUUUCUUAUUGUUUCUGCUCAUGUAUACAGUUUCGUGAUUAUUUUUUGAAUAUGGGAAACUGUAACUGAACGUUAUUCCUACAAACAAAUAGCACAUAAGUGCACAUACGUUAAGUUAGACACUUGCAUGCUAAUACUCAAUCACGUGAGCAUUUUUGUUUGCAUGAUUUUUUAGUCAACAUUGAAAUAAUAACCAGUGAUGUGUCCCACUAUUCCUAACUAUUUGUACAUUUUGUCAUUUUACUUUUGAAAAAAUAAUGUAACAUUAUUUUACUAGUUUGAGUACUGGCUUUAUAACUAUCUUUGUCAAUAAUGUAUACAGUUUUAUAUUCUGACUGUGUGGCUCAGUAUAAUGUCUCAUUUUUAACAAAAAUCUGCAGGAACUCCACUAGAUGUCUAAACUAUCUUUAUAGAAUGAAAAUUAAUAUUUAAUUUAGGUAGAUAUAGAGGAGUUACCCCUGUGAGUUAACUUUCUUAAUGCACCACCUAAUUCUGUUCAAGAUAACAGCUGACCCUGUGAGUUAACUUUCUUAAUGCACCACCUAAUUCUGUUCAAGAUAACAGCUGACCCUGUGAGUUAACUUU
Molecule: messenger RNA, 3086 nt
Organism: Limulus polyphemus (Atlantic horseshoe crab)
Lineage: Eukaryota; Metazoa; Arthropoda; Merostomata; Xiphosura; Limulidae
Product: Bardet-Biedl syndrome 2 protein homolog
Exons: 19
Coding region: 120-2420 (766 amino acids)
Biological process (GO): non-motile cilium assembly
Cellular component (GO): ciliary basal body; membrane; BBSome
Source: RefSeq, a predicted model, not a curated record